ACAGCAAAUUUUUUGCUUGUCGUAGCAACAAAAUCAGCAUCAUGACUAAAGGUACGGUGGUUCUGGCCUAUAGCGGCGGACUGGACACGUCCUGUAUUCUGGUGUGGCUCAAGGAGCAGUGUUACGAUGUCAUCGCUUACAUGGCCAACAUUGGACAAGAUGAGGACUUUGAAUCCGCUCGCAAAAAGGCAGAAAACCUCGGUGCCAAAAAGGUGUUCGUGGAAGACCUUCGCACCGAGUUCGUGGAGGACUUCAUCUUGCCCGCUGUCCAGGCCAACGCCGUCUACGAAGACCGCUACCUGCUGGGCACCGCGCUGGCUCGGCCCUGCAUCGCCCGGCGCCAGAUUGAGAUCGCGCGGCGGGAGGGAGCCCAGUUUGUGGCGCACGGUGCCACGGGGAAGGGCAAUGACCAGAUCCGUUUUGAGCUGGCUUUCCACGCCCUCCUUCCGGGGGUUAAGAUUAUUGCACCCUGGAGGAUUCCCGAGUUCUACAACCGUUUCCGGGGGAGAACAGACCUGAUGGCAUACGCGCAGAAACACGGCAUCCCUUUGCCCGUGACUUCGCAGGCCCCCUGGAGUAUGGACGCCAACCUUAUGCACAUCAGCUACGAGUCCGGUAUUCUGGAAAAUCCCAAGAACCAGGCUCCAAGUGACCUCUAUCAAAUGACCAAGAGCCCAGAAGACUCCCCCUCCUCUCCUGAUGUAUUGGAGCUGCAAUUCAAAAACGGAAUCCCCGUCAGGGUGGUCAACGAGAAGCAAGGAAUUUCCAAAGAAACCCCCUUGGAUAUAUUGCUAUUUCUAAAUGAGAUUGGAUCGAAGCACGGAGUGGGCCGCAUCGACAUUGUGGAGAACCGUUUCAUCGGCAUGAAGUCCCGAGGGAUUUAUGAAACCCCCGGCGGCACCAUCCUGCUGGAGGCCCAUCUCGACAUGGAGACGUUCACCAUGGACAAGGAAGUGCGCAGAAUCAAGCAGGGGCUCGGCGUCAAGUUCUCUGAACUGGUCUACAACGGAUUCUGGUACAGUCCAGAGUUUGACUUUGUGCGGCACUGCAUAAACAAGUCCCAGGAGAACAUCGAGGGCAAAGUGCAGCUGUCGGUCUUCAAGGGCCAGGUCUACAUCCUGGGGCGAGAGUCGCCCAAGUCUUUGUACAACGAGGAGCUGGUCAGCAUGGACGUGCAGGGAGACUACGACCCGUGCGACGCCUCUGGAUUCAUCAAGAUCAACGCUAUCAGGCUCAAGGAGCACCAGCGUCUGCAGGGCCUGUCCGGCACCAAGCAGUGAGGGUACGAAGGCGCCACACGGCAAUUUGAAGUACCGUCUCUAAAAUAUUGAGAGAUUUGUUUUUUCCAUUUUGGUGCAAUGUAACGCGUUUGAAAUCUGGCCACGGUGCAGUGUUCUUGUUGGAGGCUGCUGUGUUCUUAUCGUUCCCCUUGGAAAUGAUGGGAAUCGGGAGAAAUAAAAAGUGCUUUAUGGCCGUCGGAAUUUCAUUUCGUCCUUG
Syngnathoides biaculeatus (alligator pipefish) is the source of this 1497-nucleotide messenger RNA. RefSeq names its product argininosuccinate synthase 1 (gene ass1). Gene Ontology annotation, cellular component: cytoplasm. The coding region runs from base 42 to 1280 and encodes 412 amino acids. The record is from RefSeq and is a predicted model, not a curated record. The transcript has 15 exons. NCBI's taxonomy places the organism in Eukaryota, Metazoa, Chordata, Actinopteri, Syngnathiformes, Syngnathidae. Gene Ontology annotation, biological process: urea cycle; L-arginine biosynthetic process. Gene Ontology annotation, molecular function: argininosuccinate synthase activity; ATP binding.